AUGAGGCUGCUACACUGGUGCAUGCUGGGAGUCACUGUGCUGCUGCUGAUGUGUGGGGUGGUCAUCAGUCACCUGUGUCGGUGCCUCAUCACCAUGGUGGACGCAUUCCAGACACUCUUCAUCCUCAUGCACAUUGCUCUUCCUCUUCCUGAGACUGCAGCCUCCGGCAAACCUCCGCCGUCCUCCUCCGCCUCCUCCGCCUCGCCUCCGCAAGCCGAUCUCCCCUCUUCCUCAGUAGCCGGACUGCUCCUCAAAUCUCCACCUGCCAACCAGGCCGGGGCUGUGUCAGAUCAGCCGCUCACAGCUCCGGCCGGCCAUGCUGCAGAUUUAUUGGUCGACCAGAACCAACAGUCCCCCCCAAACAUCCCUCCUGCUGCCUCAAACUGUGGCCUGUCCUACUCCAGGAGCAGGAUCCAGGCCGUGGGGAUCUUCCUUUCCGCCCUCCUCUUGACCUCUUUGUGCACCUCGUACUUAAUGGAAAUCAUUAGUGCUUUUCUAAAUCCACACGAGGUGCAGCAGCCGCUGCUGCUGGUGGUGCUGGGAGCUGUCAGUCUGCUCCAGAAGAUGCUGGUGUUUGGCCUGAACUGGGAUCAUCUGCAGGAUGAGCAGGCUGGAGGCGGGGAAGAGCCCCAGGAUUACUCUGGGCUUCAAGUACAGCACAAAGUCUUAGCUGAAGAGGAAUCCGUGAGGCGACAGGAACACGAACACAAAGACGACUCGCUCCACGGUAUUACCUUCUGUAAUCCACAAUCCUCCAGCAUCCCUGACUGUGACGCCCAAACCCCGCAGCAGGACCCCGAGGGCCUCCUGCCAGAGAACAGAGCGGAGAGCAGCGACGCUUGCAGUGGAUCUGAAGCCUUUGUGGACUGGAAGAGAGUGCAUCACAAAGGGAGACAUGCGGCCAGCAGGCAGCAUCCAGUCUGCCGUCUGCCGUCCGUCUCCAUCCUCCAGGGUCUCUUCACGUCCGUCCUGGCUCUGAUCAACAGCCUGGUGGUGCUGCUGCUCGCCCCUCAGCUCCCACACAGCUCUGACGCCUGUCACCCUCUGGUCUACCUGGAUGCUGCUCUCGCUCUGCUGGCCGUCAUCACUCUGAUCGCCAGUACCUUGCCACAGGUGUACAGGUAUGGACUGCUGCUGCUUCAGGCCACGCCUCCGCACAUCUGUGUGUCUGACGUCGGGCGCAGGAUCGCGAGUGUGCCUGGAGUUCAGGCAGUGCACGACCUCCACCUGUGGCAGCUGAAUGAGUCCGCGGUGGUGGCCUCGGUGCACGUGCACUGCUACGCCGGGUUUCCAGCACACAGGAGUUCUGAUCUGAUGUCUCGAGUCACCAAGGUGCUGCAGAGCGUAGGCGUGAGCUGCUGCACCGUUCAGCCGGAGUUUGCCUGUGCGGCUGCGUCCUCAGCAGGCUCGAGUGUUGAUGCCUCCCCAGUCAUCCACAGAGAGGACCCCUCUCCUCCUCCUCACCUGACCUGCAGCCUGGCCUGCGGGAAGGACUGCUCAGACAGCAUGUGCUGCUCUCUUCCAGAGGAGGAGAUCCAGGGUGUAUUUGCACCACCAGGUGGAGAAACCAGAGAAGAACCUCAGACUCUGGUCAUCGAGAACACCUUCCUCUGA
Messenger RNA from Salarias fasciatus (jewelled blenny), 1614 nucleotides. Its product is annotated as zinc/cadmium resistance protein. Bases 1 to 1614 code for a protein of 537 amino acids. Gene Ontology annotation, cellular component: membrane; Golgi apparatus; endoplasmic reticulum. Lineage: Eukaryota; Metazoa; Chordata; Actinopteri; Blenniiformes; Blenniidae. The transcript is spliced from 5 exons. Gene Ontology annotation, biological process: detoxification of zinc ion; intracellular zinc ion homeostasis; zinc ion transmembrane transport. Gene Ontology annotation, molecular function: calcium channel inhibitor activity; zinc ion transmembrane transporter activity. The record is from RefSeq and is a predicted model, not a curated record.